AUUCAUGAAAGCCUAAACCCCUUCCCAUUGCUUGAAACGACGGUGCAGUGAAGCCAUGGCUGCGGCGCCUGCUGAUUCUUCGGACCCAAACAGAGCCUUAACAACCACACGGUUUUCCGAACUCAACCCGCCGCUGUCCGAGCCUGUUCUCGAAGCCCUGACCCAAUCCGGUUUUCACUUUUGCACGCCGGUUCAGGCCGCCACCAUCCCUUUACUCUGCAGCUUCAAGGACGUCGCCGUCGACGCCGCCACCGGUUCGGGAAAAACCCUAGCCUUCAUUGUUCCUCUCGUCGAGAUUCUCCGCCGCGCUUCUUCUGCCCCCAAGCCUCACCAGGUGUUGGGGGUAAUUCUCUCUCCCACAAGGGAGUUGUCAUCACAAAUAUAUAAUGUUGCACAACCUUUUAUUUCAACAUUGCCAAAUGUUAAGUCAGUGCUUCUUGUUGGGGGAGUUGAGGUAAAAUCUGAUUUGAAGAAAAUAGAAGAGGAAGGGGCAAAUUUAUUGAUAGGCACACCUGGACGGCUAUAUGACAUAAUGGAACGCAUGGAUGUCUUGGAUUUUCGGAAUCUUGAGAUUUUGAUUUUGGACGAGGCUGAUAGGCUUUUAGAUAUGGGAUUCCAGAAGCAAAUUACUUCCAUCAUUGCUCGCCUACCAAAGCUUCGCAGAACUGGUCUUUUCUCAGCUACUCAAACUGAGGCCGUUGAAGAGCUAUCAAAGGCAGGACUGAGAAAUCCUGUGAGGGUUGAAGUUCGAGCAGAGGCAAAAUCACUUAAUGAUUCUGUAUCAUCACAACAAUUAGCUUCUUCUAAAACACCUUCAGGCCUUAACAUCGAGUAUUUGGAAUGUGAAGCAGAUAAGAAACCGUCACAGCUUGUUGACUUACUUAUUAAGAACAAGUCCAAAAAAAUUAUAAUCUACUUCAUGACUUGUGCUUGUGUUGAUUACUGGGGAGUCAUUCUUCCACGUCUCUCUGUUCUGAAGGGUUUCUCUUUGAUCCCUCUUCAUGGGAAAAUGAAGCAGACUGCAAGGGAGAAGGCAUUGGCUUCAUUUACAUCUCUUUCAAGUGGCAUUCUUCUAUGUACCGAUGUUGCAGCUCGUGGACUUGACAUUCCUGGUGUUGAUUGCAUAGUGCAGUAUGAUCCCCCUCAAGAUCCAAAUGUCUUCAUACACAGAGUUGGUCGGACUGCUCGGAUGGGCAGAGAAGGAAGUGCUGUUGUUUUUCUAUUACCAAAGGAAGAAGCUUAUGUAGAAUUUCUGCGUAUAAGAAGGGUUCCUCUUCAAGGAAUGACAUGCUCUAGUGAUGCUUCUGAUGUUGUUCCUCAGAUUCGGUCUGCCGCCAAAAAGGAUCGUGAUGUUAUGGAGAAGGGGCUCAGGGCAUUUGUUUCAUUUGUGCGUGCAUAUAAAGAGCAUCAUUGCUCCUACAUUUUCAGGUGGAAAGAACUUGAAAUCGGGAAAUUGGCCAUGGGAUAUGGCUUAUUACAGCUCCCUUCAAUGCCAGAGGUAAAGCAUCACUCGCUGUCCACUGAGGGUUUCACCCCAGUUGAAGAUAUUAAUUUUGAGGAGAUCAAGUAUAAGGACAAAUCUCGUGAAAAGCAAAGAAAAAAGAAUCUUCAGGCCAAGAAAGCGGUACAAGACCAAGAACCAAAACCCCAGAGACCCAACAAAACUCCACAUACAGCACCUACUGUCAUGAGGAAGAAAACAGCCAAGCAGAGGCGCACAGCCCAGACAAUCGAAGACGAGGAUGACUUGGCACGAGAGUACCGGCUGCUGAAAAAGCUCAAGAAGGGGACAAUUGAUGAAAGUGAAUUUGCGAAGUUAACAGGAACUGAAGAGUUGCUUUGAAGAACAUGAAUGAUUGGAUCCUGAUGUUGAUGAAUUAAUCACGAAUCAGGUUGGUGAAUCAACAAGUGGAGAAGGCUCCGGACAUCAAACCUUUUACUGAAGGAGGUAGAUGCCAACAACUCUGAGAAAGAUGAUGAGAACAGCUUUGCGGGUGAGGGAAGCAGCCACCCCUCUUGGAAUUUGUUUUGAGCCAAAAGACCGAGAAGCUGAUUUUUACAUCGAUUGCUUCAGUUCCCUCCCCAACCCCCCCUAAACGUAGGUCAGGAGAUAGUCUGACAACCUUCGCCGGAGUUUGUUGACGAUUGAGGCACACGUAAAAUAAAAAUUAAAAAAACUAAUUUAAAUCAACCAAAAUCGACCAUAUUUGGGUUGAAAAUUUUGUAAACAGAUUUUCGGUUUUCUUGUCUCUCAGUCAAAAACUAAAUCAAAUUAACAUUGUAAGACAUAAUUGUUUGAUGUUUGAUGAAUUUUUAUGUUAAGUUACAUUGAACUAA
Vitis riparia (riverbank grape) is the source of this 2337-nucleotide messenger RNA. Its product is annotated as DEAD-box ATP-dependent RNA helicase 18. Lineage: Eukaryota; Viridiplantae; Streptophyta; Magnoliopsida; Vitales; Vitaceae. Gene Ontology annotation, cellular component: nucleolus. The coding region runs from base 56 to 1843 and encodes 595 amino acids. Gene Ontology annotation, molecular function: nucleic acid binding; ATP binding; RNA helicase activity. The record is from RefSeq and is a predicted model, not a curated record. The transcript is spliced from 11 exons.